UUGGUUUGUAAAAUGGAUCUAAAACAACAUAAAGUUGUAAAUAUGAAUGAAGACCAGGCGGAUUCUGGUUUGGAAUCAUGGAUCACACAAAUUAUGAAUGAAGAGACUAACGAUGAAGAUGCUGGCCAGUCACACGGUGUCAUGAUGCCCACAAAUGAAGACAUACACAACUCGGAUAGGGAAGAUGGUGAGUUCAUUCACAGUGAACACAACACUGAUUCGGAAUCUGGUAAUGAAAAGCAACCUGAGGCACCUGCGACCGAUGAUUUUCUUUUUCUGGCAGCACAAAAUCUUAUGCAGCCAAAAUAA
Molecule: messenger RNA, 309 nt
Organism: Parnassius apollo (apollo)
Lineage: Eukaryota; Metazoa; Arthropoda; Insecta; Lepidoptera; Papilionidae
Source: the annotation of a GenBank genome assembly